CUUCGGUGCCACGCAUACAGUUUGUUGACAUGAUGAUGAUGAUGCUGCUGCCGAAAUCUCUUGUGCUUUACUUCUUUUUAUGUCUACAGAUUUAUAAUGUCAUUGUUGAUGUUACAGUUGCAGUUGCGUCAAUCGAUGAUGUGAAGAUAGAGGUGUUAUUCACGCCAGAGGACUGCUCAAAAAAGAGCAAAAAGGGAGACCUAAUGAAUGCACACUACGAUGGGUAUCUUGCUAAUGACGGUUCUCAGUUCUACUGUAGGUAAGUGUCCCAGAUUUACAUUAAAAAUUGCAUCAACAAUAUAAUUAUUUUGUUAAAACAAAUGGAUUUGCACACCAUGUGAGUUUUAUGAGGGAGCCAGGAAAGGCUCGAUUUUGGUACUAAACUAUUUGGUAAUACAAUUUGUACUGAUUUUCUACUGAUCAGAUCCAUCAAUGAAAACAGACAUGAACUGGUAAAUGCAUAAUUCCUCUGUCAAAAGCUUGUAGACAGAUAUCCAGUGACAGCGUAAAGCCACAAUCCUGGAUAUUUAGACCAAAAGACAACCCUGCCACUUUGGUAUAACUGAGGAAUGGCCCUGACAUGUAACCUCUCAAAUUCACAGACAGUUUAGCUCAUUAAAGUAAAUGAAUGUGCCUAUUAUUUCAGGACAAUACCAUGGUAAUACAGUGACAAACUUAAUAUUGUGUUAUGUAGCCCUACUGUACCAUAAGUUGAGUGCACCUAAUGCAUCUAUCCAUUUUCCUUUUGUGUUUCAGCCGCUCAGACAAAGCUGGACAUCCUCAGUGGUUUGUGUUGGGAGUCGGACAAAUCAUCAAGGGCCUGGACAUGGCAUUGAAUGGCAUGUGUGCUGGGGAGAAACGCAAAGUCACCGUUCCACCUGAGCUAGCCUUCGGAGAAAAAGGAAAAGGUAAGAAGGGGGCAGAAGAACCGUAUGUGGCAUAUUUUAGCCAUUAAUGUGAUGCUUAAAGAGGCCAAACAGAACCUUUGCCUCUUGAGCCGAAAGGAAGUCCCCUGGCCAACGUGGACAGAAAUAUGGUCCAAAAAUGAUCUCAUUGGACAGAAAGGGGCACACCUCCCCGCAAAAGCAUAUAAAAAAGUAAGGAUCCGUGUGGUUUCAUGAGAUAAGAUAUGUAAUAAUAUAUCAUAUUAAAGCCAACAUUUUACAUAAACAAUUCACAACUUUAAUACAAUUUCAAGGGACAUUCAUUCAAUAUUCUUGAACUAACUAACAACACCUAUUUCUUUAUUUUUGCUUAUUGUGUCUUAUUUCCACAGCAGUUUUUUGAAGAAUUUCCUCCACUGACAGUGUACACUGCACUGCUUCCUCUUGGCAUGUAAGCAUGUUGGGCAUAUGGUGCAUUCAUAUACAGCAUACAACUGAUGCUCAAAUAGCAGCUUUGCAUGCAUAUUUCAAAUCUUGAACUGUGGUGGCUUGGAAUGGGAUUUGGAUUACAACUGGUCCACUCUUUGUUGUAUUAUUCUUGUAGAGGGAGUAGCUACCAUGAAUGCAUGCCGUGUGUUGGAAUAUUUGGUAUGGCAAUGGCAUGAAAUAUUAUAUUAACAUUUAUGACUGCUGGAAUGAUUGUUGGAGAAAGAAACAGAUUAAUUACUAUAGCGAAUAAACUAGAAAUGUCAAAUUGGAAAUGAAGGUAUUCCAUCUGAAAACAUCAAUAAUGUCAUUACAGUAUUAAAUGUUUGCAGUUGGGUUUCUGUGUGUCAGUCCAAGGAGUGUUGCCAUUGUGUUUGGGUGUUACUAUUUUGUUUUCACUUUGGGGAAAAUAUUGCUGUAAUGUAUUUUUCUGGUUUAAUAGGUCCUGUCCCACCCAAUGCUACACUGAUCUUUGAAGUGGAGCUCUACUCUGUCUCCAAAGGGCCACGCAGCCUGGAGUCCUUCAGAGAUAUAGACCUGGAUGAUGACAAGGUUCUCACUAGGGAUGAGGUAUGCUAGUUCAUCUAUAUUCAAUUGGAUGGAAGUAACAUUCUCUAACAAGUCCUGUGUUGUGGGUCAGUUGGUAGAGCAUGGUGCUUGCACCGCCAGGGUUGUUGGUUCAAUUCCUACAGGGUACUAGUACGAAAAUGUAUACACUCACUACUGUAAAGUUACUCUGGAUAAGAGCGUCUGCUAAAUGACUAAGAUGUAAAUGUAUUCUAACAUUCUUAUUAGAUCAAAAACUAGAUCUGCACCUCUGGAUAAGAAAUUGUAGUUAGGAAACUCAUGUACAUCAUUUAAAGUCUGAGCUUAGAAACUGAAGAAGACAGCCUUCUUCUGACCAAUUUUAGUCUGGGGUGGUGCACAUGCAUCAUGUCUUCAACUAAAUUGUCCAUUGUUCAGAGGAGGACUAACCCAUGUUUUGUUUGUUGUUUUGUAGAUGACAUUCUACUUCAAGGUGGAGUAUGAGAGAGAUGGUAGUAAACCUCGUGAAGACUCCUUCUAUGAGAGAAUGGUGAAUGACGUGUUCCAGAAGAGUGACCACGAUAGAGAUGGAUUGAUAACGGUGAAGGAAUACAAUAUCUAUGAACAUGAUGAGCUCUAGGACCCACCAAUGGCUGCACUGACUUACAGUAUGAGAGUACAUUUGUUAUUGUUUACACACUAUGUAAACAUCAGUGGAUAUUUCACAGAUGCUGAUUUGGCUACAGAGUUUGACUAAUAAAACCACUAAAUUGUGCAAUUGUCUUUUUAGUUUUUUAUUUCAAGCACUAAACACCC
Molecule: messenger RNA, 2711 nt
Organism: Coregonus sp. 'balchen'
Lineage: Eukaryota; Metazoa; Chordata; Actinopteri; Salmoniformes; Salmonidae
Source: the annotation of a GenBank genome assembly